This is a messenger RNA of Telopea speciosissima, 2544 nucleotides long. RefSeq lists its product as uncharacterized. NCBI's taxonomy places the organism in Eukaryota, Viridiplantae, Streptophyta, Magnoliopsida, Proteales, Proteaceae. The transcript has 10 exons. The coding region runs from base 85 to 2451 and encodes 788 amino acids. The record is from RefSeq and is a predicted model, not a curated record. Gene Ontology annotation, molecular function: DNA binding.
GGAGUUUUGCAGUGUGUCGAUCAUCGGAGGAAGGCGUCAAUUUUUUGUUGUGUUUGUAGCCGGAUAACUUCACAUAGCAGCUGAAUGGCUAUUGAGAAGUCGCCGGAUUCCCUACCGGCUGGUUGGAUUCGGGAGUCUAAGGAGCGACCGAACGGUAGAACGGAUUGGCUCUAUAUAAAUUUGAAAACUGGAGAAAAGUGUCGUUCCAAGAUUGAAGUUUCUCGCCAUACUAAAUCUGGAAAUCUCUGCAGUGACAUGCCUCGACCAAAUAGAAGAUUCUCAAGAGAUAAUAAGAAGCAACUUGUGGUGCAAAUGGAGGAUUUGCCAGAGUGGUUGCCCACUGGCUGGAGUAUGGAGACCAAAACCAGAGGGAGUGGUACGACUGCUGGAAAAACAUACAAGUGUUACAUCUCAUCGACUGGAAGCAAAUUUUAUUCGAAGGGAGAGGUCUUCCGCUAUCUCGAGAAUGGGAAGAUACGCGGUCACACGUCUGAACCGAACAAAAGAGACACUGCAACACAUUGUCACUCAUCUAAACCGAACAAAAGAGAUCCUGCAAUGCAUUGUCUCACAUCUGAGCAGAAGAAAAGAGAUGCUGCAAUGCAUUGUCCCACAUCUGAACCGAACAAAAGUGGCGUUGCAAUGCAUUCUACCAAAUCUGCAAGCAAAGUUGUAGUGGAGAAGCAUACAGAAGAGGGGUUGCCUCCAGGAUGGAUUAAGGAAGUCAAGGUUACUAAAGUGGCAGGUCGAACCAGAAAAGACCCGUAUUACAUUGAUCCUGUAACUGGAUAUGAAUUCCGCUCCAAAAAGGAUGUCUUUCGCUAUCUCGAAUCUGGUGAUCUUGGGAAGUGUGCAAUUAGACCAAAGAAAAGACAGAUCAGUGACAUGGAGUCUAUAGAUGGAGAGGUCUCUGCACCUACUGCAGCAAAAACGCAUAAAAUAGCAGGCAAUGCAACAAGGAGAUGCCUCUUCACAGGCCAGAGCUCAAUAUCGAGUAAAGUUGUAGAUGACGAACUGGUCCUGGAAUCCUCCUCUGUGGUGGAAAAAUGCUUAUCAUUGCCCUUUUGUUCUUUAGAUGGGGAAACUUCUCAAAUGAUUAGUGAUCACCAAGAAUUUGAAGGCAUAAAUAAUGUGGAAGGGAAGAUGGCCCUUGCUGAAGCCGGGUUCAUUUCAGCUCCUGCGGCUGAGGUCUUUCAAGACAGGCAGCCCUUAGAAAAACUCCGUUCUGCAGAGGGGGAAAACUCGAAACUGACUAGUGCAGCCCAAGAAGCUGGAGGUUUAGAGAAUACAGUAGAUAAGAUUGUCUGUGGUAAAAAAGGUAUUGUUUCAUCUCCUGAAGAGAGGCAUUCUUCAGAGAAACCACGUGAUGCAGAUGGAGAAAGCGCUGAACUGAUCGGUGAAGCUCUAGAAUAUGGAGGCUUAGAGAAUAUGGAAGAGAAGAUGCUCUGUGCUGAAAAAAUUCCUAUUUCAGCUCCUGCAGAAGCGGUCUCUCCAGAGAAGCACCCUUCAAAGAAACUGCAUUCUGCAGAUGGGAAUAGCUCUGAACCAGUUAGCAUAGCCCAACAUGAAUCUGAAGGCUUAGAGAACAUGGAACACGAGAUAGUCCGUGCUGAAAAUGGGCUUAUUUCAGCUCCUUCAGCCGAGGUCUCUCCAGAGAAGCAGCCCUCAGGGAAAAGUCUUGGAAAGCGUAAAAGCACGGCCCAGCUUCGCACAAUUAGUACCCAAGAUGGAAAAAAAACCCUGUUGCCUCGUAGGGCUUCAAAACGGCUUGCUGGUCUCGAAGCUGAGUUGGCACCAGAUCUAGAUAUGUCGGAACGGGCCCUUCGAAUGGUGGGUAGACAGUCUGUUAAUGUUGAAGAAAAUCCAGCUUCGGUUGUGAAUCCAAGUAGUCACAAUCAUCAGGCAUCUAAAGAGGUGGACCCACCACUUGAGGCUGCUGCUGAAGUAGUAACCACACCUCUUACUUCCAGAGGUUCGGUAGUGCUGUUAGAUGAAAAUGCAUCCAAGGAAGGUGAAAAGCCUACCCAUGACAAAGUUGCUCCAGAGGAACCCAAUAGAAAGUUUGACAGUGAGAAACAGUCCACAGAGAAGCCAGUGGAUUCAUCUAUCGUCUUGCCUUUUGGAGACUCGUGGCCAGAUCCAUGCCUUGAAUUUGCAUUCAAGACGCUCACAGGUGCAAUUCCGGUGGAUGAUAAUCUAGUGAUUGGUGAUUAUGUGCAAGAGAAUCUCAGCAUGGGUCAGGACCCGAGCUUCACAUUGCCAGAUCUUGGCUUAGAUGGCUUUUAUCAAACUGAUAUUCUGUUCCAGUUUGGUGCAACAGAGAAAUCGGCAGCCAAACAGCAGUCUCCAGGAAAGUCUACAUGUACAUCUCUAGGGAAUUGUGGUAUGGCGGCUUCUGUAGAUAGUGCCUUUCAGCAGCAACAUAAUGGGGAAGGGGGCAAAGAAUGUUGAAGGAGAAAAGGUAAGACGAUUAAUAAUAGACAGUAAAUCAUUGAAAAAAGGACUCUGUAAGAUAGCUCAAGCACUGUUUUGAGUAUUAUUUGG